UCAACAAUAUAUCUGUAGAAAUGUGUGGGUAAUUUCGCAAACAUAUUAAUUGCAUAUAUUAGAAAAAGUUUGUUUAAAUUAAUUGAAGAAAAAAUAAGGAACUAUUGUAAUCCUUCGCUAUGGAUUUGCAAGAGUUGGAAGAGGAAGCUCGUCAGGCAGCUCUAAAAGACAUAAAAAAUAUGCUGCCACGGCCAGGACAACUGGAAAAAGUUGAACAAUAUCGGCAUCGCGUCGCUAGGAAGAAGGCCUCAGUUGAAGCACUAUUAAAAACAGGGAUGCAAAAUCAAUUGGAAGGUGUGCGAGUAGGCUUGAAACAAUUGAAAACAUGCAUGGAAGAUGUAUGCGAGGUUGGCGAACGUAUGUCGAAAGUCGAAAAACUUAUGCAGGGUGUUCCAGAAAUUUACGAAGCCUUAGAAGAUGUGCGUGAAGAGAAUACUAAACAUUCGCAAUAUGCCACGGCUAUGGAGAAUCUAAAGCAUAUUUUCAAUGUGGAAGCUAGCGUCCAAAAAACAAUGUCUCUGAUUGACGAAGACAAACUUUUGAAUGCCCAUCAAAGUUUAGCUGAUUUAGAAAACUCUAGAGAUGAUUUACUGUACGAAUUGCAUAAGCAACCAAAACAACAUGCUUCUGAUAAAAUUACUUUGAAGCGCCAUUUCGAAAAGGUAGAUACGGUGUCACAAGCUUUGGAAAAGAAAUUACGUUUGAUUUUAAGUCGCACACUUAACACCGUUCGCAAAGAACCUACUGUAAUAGUAACGGCGUUACGUAUAAUAGAAAGGGAGGAAAAGAAUGAUCAAUUUGCUUUACAACAGCAAAAGGUAACUUCGUUUUUGCCGCCAGGUCGUCCGAAGCAAUGGCGUGCCAUGGCUAUGGAUGUGUUAAAAAAUGCUGUAAUCACACGUAUAGAAGGUUCAAAAUUGGAGGAAAGGAUCGAUAAUAAAAUGUGGCUGGUUAGAGAUUUGGAGAUAUUGCGUCAAAUUAUUUUGGAAGACUUGAGAGUUGUUAAAUCAUUGUGCGUACCUUGUUUCCCGCCACACUACAAUAUCUUUGAAGAAUAUGUAAAAAUGUACCAUAAGGGUUUGUCCAAUUAUCUUGACAGUAUAGCCAGGAGUGGCUUGGAAGGUAAUGAAUAUGUUUCGAUGCUUUCAUGGGUUAUUAAUACUUACCCGGGCCAUGAAUUAAUGGCUCAUCCUGACCUUCAAGUGAAUAUACAGCAAUUAGUGGGUUCCUUAUUGCAACCCGAUCAUCUUAAGGCCCUGGAAGAUGAGUAUCUAAGUAAUAUGCAACGUAAUUUUCAAGAAUGGAUGACCACCACUGCUGAAAAAGAUAAAACUGAUUGGUUUUCCGAUCAAAUCCCAGAUCAAGAUGAACAGUAUUACCAUAGUCCAGCGCCGGUAAUCAUAUUCGAUAUGAUUAACCAGUUAUUACAAGUUACCAAUACCAUACAUGGAGAUUUAACUUUCAAAGCUUUGAUUAUGAGCAUACAACAGGUGGACUUAUUUGGACAAAAUUAUCUUAAGCAGGUGGUCGAAUUGAAGGAACAUCACUUUCGCAAUCGUGAUCAAAUCAAAUUUUUCACUCAUUAUAUUAUUUCUAUUGUUAAUAAUAGUCAACAAAUGUUAGAUUUGGCUCAUCAACUGAAACAGUUGUAUUGGCCUAAGUCGCGUACAGAUCAUUAUGAAGAUUUUGAAAAACUUUUAGCCACAUUCCAACGCAUUCGUCUACAGGCUGCCAAUUAUUUAUUGGCAGAAGCUUUUCUUGACUUGGAAGGACACUUCAACGAUUUGUUUACCCAGAAAUGGUUGACAAGUUCCAUUUCAGUUGACACUAUUUGCAUUACCUUGGACGAUUAUUUUCAGGACUACAAUCAUUUGCGUCCCAUCAACUUUGAAAUGGUUAUAAAUGAAGCGCAGAAACAAUUGGCAAAACGUUAUAUACGAGCUUUACUUUCUAAACGCUUAUCUCGUACUCUAGCUGAUUGUGAAGCUAUUAAAACUAAAAUUAAUCUUGAAGCUAAACGUCUAAAACAAUUCUUUGAAAAGAUUGCUCCAAACAUCUCGAUGACUGAUUCACCUUUGGAUUUGAUACCCAUGCUAUCCGCCUUAUUAGUUUGUGACAUAGAGCUAUUGGUUCUUGAUUUACAUACUUUACUUGGCAAUUAUCCUUCUCUAAGCGAGGAUCAAAUUGUUCGCUUAUUUUCUAUACGAAACGAUGUUAAAUCUGCAGAGGUACGUGAAAAAGUUCAAGACGCCAUGAAAUCAAAAAAAGAAAUGGUCAGCAUUGCUAAACAAGAUUGUAUUUUUAAAGAGAUUGUAUUUAAUGAUAAAUUAUGGUAUUUUAUAAUGACAUACAUACCAAACUCAACAUUUAGUGUCCAAUUGUUUAAGUACCGGGAAUUGUGGGGCGUGAGGAAUACACGAGUGGAUUGGCAAGCGGGCGCUGGUAAGGAGUUAGCCGCCAAUCUAACGUUAAAAUUAGGGCAACACGUUUCGACAAAAGACGUAAGGAAAAAGACCAAGUCCAUUAAAAUGCGACUUAGGAUACUAGACAGACAAGACACGAGAGUACGAUCGGACAUGGACGCGUUUUUAUGGUACGCGGUAGAGUUAGGGCUGCGUCGAGCAACCGACAGACUGACUAAGCAACUGAUAGCGGGCCGAAAAAUGCCAGUAGAAGUAGAUAGAAAUUCGGAGGACUUAGCAAUAGACCACGGACAGGACAGAAAUUCAGAGGACUUAGCAGUAGACCACGGACAGGACAGAAAUUCAGAGGACUUGGCAGUAGACCACGGACAGGCUAAUAUGCGAAGCCCCGCUAAUUUAGGUAUUGCAGAUAAGGUUAGUAUAGACGAAGACAACUACGAAGACGAUGGGCCAUCAACUUCAGCCCAGGCAGCAGAACCUAGAUCCCAAAAACGGCGCCAUGCUGACCUGCCAAUGAUGCAAGAGGCAGCAACAGCAAAACGACGUCAUCUCAACUCACCAAAGGACACAACAUUCAACUCACCAAAGGACACAACAUUCAACCUGCCAGAGGACGCAGCAUUCAACCUGCCAGAGAACGAAAUACUGCCGGAUUUCGUAGGGCUACGAAAGGUGGUAGCAAGAUUAACCCCUCAAGACAAAAUUAAUCUGUUGACGUCACCUUUAAAUGCCCUAAUACGUUAUCGUGGCCUACAUUGGGUACUUUCUUCCUUUCUAGUCUGUCGCACAAUGAAUAAACCGAAAAUUGUGAUAGUCGGAGCUGGACCAUCGGGUAUUGCCUGUGCCACUAAAUUGCUUGAUUAUGGCUUCGAAAAUGUUAUGAUCGUUGAGGCCGAAUCACGUAUAGGCGGUCGCAUUCAUACUAUACCGUUUGCCGAUAAUGUUAUCGAUUUGGGCGCUCAGUGGUGUCAUGGAGAAAAAGAUAAUAUCGUCUAUGAAUUGGCCCAUAAACAUAAUCUCCUGCAGUCAACGGGAGAUGUUUACGAAAGUUAUCAAUGCAUACGAUCGAACCGUGAAAUUGUAUCGGAAAGUAUCAGUCAACGUCUAAAAGAUAUUGUUAACGAUAGUUUAGUGACGCGGCAAAUGGAACUGAGGAACUCGAAUGGUUCGUUGGGCAGCUAUUUGACAAAUAAAUUCUAUGAGGCUUUAAGAAGACCUGAAAAUUCUGACAUUGAUAUGGCGAUAGCCCGAGAGUUUUUUGAUAAUUAUCAGAAAUUCGAAAGUUCCGUAGAGGCUUCUGAUACAUUGGACGAUGUGUCUGGACAUGGUUACUUAGAGUACUGGGAAUGUGAAGGUGAUAUAUUACUAAAUUGGAAGGACAAAGGCUAUGUGGAAUUUUUACGUUUGCUUAUGAAAGCUCAUGAAUACAAUCAUGAAUUUGGUUUGUUAGAGGAGCGGAUAUUACUUAAUCACCGGGUUACCCAUAUCGAUUGGAAUCGUUAUGAUUCUUGUGUUCAACUGCGUUGUGGAAAUGGCGAACAUUUUCUUGCUGAUCAUGUGAUAAUAACCGUGUCGUUGGGUGUUCUCAAAGAGCAACAUUUAAGAACGUUUGAGCCAAAAUUACCGAUGGAUAAGCAACGAGCUAUCGAUGGCUUGGCGUUUGGUACUGUAAAUAAAAUUUUUAUCGAAUUUCCUGAACCAUUUUGGCCGAAAAAAUGGACAGGGUUCACUAUGCUCUGGCGCGAAGAGGAUAUAGGUGAGAUACGGGGCACUGCACGAGCUUGGCUUGAAGAUGUUUUCGGUUUCUAUUGUGAUCGUAAUCAACCACGUUUGCUAAGCGGUUGGAUAAUAGGCGCCAAUGGUCGCCAUAUGGAAAUACUGCCCGAAGAUGAAAUUCUAGAUGGUUGCAUGUAUUUGUUUCGAAAAUUCCUACCUUGGGAUAUACCGGAGCCGUGCAAUUUCAAGACUUCCACUUGGUAUACAAAUGAAAAUUUUCGUGGUUCAUAUUCGUUUCGUUCGAUGUAUACCGAAGAAAUUGGAACUAGUGCUCGUGAAUUGGCUCAACCUCUGUAUGUAGUGACGACGAAACCGCUGCUAAAUGGCCAAUCGAGUACGGAGCCUUUGUUCAGUCAAAGUCGUUGUGAUAAACCCGUCGUGCAAUUUGCCGGUGAAGCUACCAGUGAUCAUUAUUUUUCAACUGUUCACGGUGCCGUCGAGGCCGGUUGGCGUGAGGCGAAACGUUUAGCCGAACUCUACAAUAUGAUUAACGGUGCUCGUGGGAAGAUUGCAAAAUCACAUUUAUAACAGUUCUAGGACUUUGAAUGUCAUUAGUGGCAUUUAAAGUCCGCAUAACGUAACUGAGAACCAUAAACAUAUACAGAAAUUAAUACAGAAGACAUCACAUAUUAUCUAUAUCUAUAUCUUGAUUUUAAAACAAUAUAAAAUUUUUUGUAUUUGCUUUAAGACACAGCUAAGUGCAAAUUAUAUUUCGGAUAAUGCUUUUUAUUCUUUCGGAAUACCAAAUCGCGCAAAUAAUUUUAGCCCUUUGUUUUGUUGUUAUAUGUUAUCGUUUCAGUCUACGUUUAUGACUUUAGAUUCCCAUAUUUUUAUACUGAUAUAUAUAUAUAUAUUUUUAGCCUUAAGGUUAAUAGUUUGUAAACAUUUACUUGAAUCACAUAAGUAAUCAGAAGCGAUAUCCUCGUAAAUAUAUAUAUAUAUAUAUAUCCUCUAGAGGAAUUCAAAUAAUUAUUGUUGCUAUGCAAUUAUUGAAAUUAUUGG
Messenger RNA from Glossina fuscipes, 5201 nucleotides. RefSeq lists its product as uncharacterized. The record is from RefSeq and is a predicted model, not a curated record. Gene Ontology annotation, molecular function: oxidoreductase activity; SNARE binding. Gene Ontology annotation, cellular component: exocyst. NCBI's taxonomy places the organism in Eukaryota, Metazoa, Arthropoda, Insecta, Diptera, Glossinidae. Gene Ontology annotation, biological process: exocytosis; exocyst localization.